AUGGACCUCCACCUCAUUGUGGACAUCACGUUCGUAAGUAACUUGAAAAUUUUCUCAGUAAGUGCAUCGGACGCCGCAGUCCUAAUGAGUGGCCAAUCUAUCUAUUAUUCUAUUCAUAUCUAUUUAUCUGUCUAUUCAUAUCUAUCUAUUAGUCUAUUCAUAUCUAUCUAUCUAUCUGUCUAUUCAUAUCUAUCUAUCUAUCUAUCUAUCAGUCUAUUCAUAUCUAUCUAUCAGUCUAUUCAUAUCUAUCUAUCUAUCUAUCUAUCAGUCUAUUCAUAUCUAUCUAUUAGUCUAUUCAUAUCUAUCUAUCUAUCAGUCUAUUCAUAUCUAUCUAUCAGUCUAUUCAUAUCUAUCUAUCAGUCUAUUCAUAUCUAUCUAUUAGUCUAUUCAUAUCUAUCUAUCUAUCUAUCAGUCUAUUCAUAUCUAUCUAUUAUCUAUUCAUAUCUAUCUAUCUAUCUGUCUAUUCAUAUCUAUCUAUCUAUCUAUCUAUCAGUCUAUUCAUAUCUAUCUAUUAGUCUAUUCAUAUCUAUCUAUCUAUCUGUCUAUUCAUAUCUAUCUAUCUAUCUAUCUAUCUGUCUAUUCAUAUCUAUCUAUCUAUCUAUCUAUCUAUCAGUCUAUUCAUAUCUAUCUAUCAGUCUAUUCAUAUCUAUCUAUCUAUCUAUCUAUCAGUCUAUUCAUAUCUAUCUAUUAGUCUAUUCAUAUCUAUCUAUCUAUCAUCUAUUCAUAUCUAUCUAUCUAUCUGUCUAUUCAUAUCUAUCUAUCUAUCUAUCUAUCUAUCAGUCUAUUCAUAUCUAUCUAUUAGUCUAUUCAUAUCUAUCUAUCUAUCAGUCUAUUCAUAUCUAUCUAUUAGUCUAUUCAUAUCUGUCUAUUGCUAUCUAUCUAUUAGUCUAUUCAUAUCUAUCUAUCUAUCUAUCUAUCUAUCAGUCUAUUCAUAUCUAUCUAUUAGUCUAUUCAUAUCUAUCUAUUAGUCUAUUCAUAUCUAUCUAUCAGUCUAUUCAUAUCUAUCUAUCUAUUAGUCUAUUCAUAUCUAUCUAUCUAUCAGUCUAUUCAUAUCUAUCUAUCAGUCUAUUCAUAUCUAUCUAUCAGUCUAUUCAUAUCUAUCUAAACUUAUACCCAUUUAAGAUCCUCACUCUUUCUUUUUCUGAUCCCUCUAUGCCUUCUUUUUUCUUUCUCGCUAUUUAUCUUUCACUUUCUUUCUACUCCCUCUCUUUUUCUUUCUCGUUAUUUAUCUCCCCCACUCCCCUUCUUUUUUCACCACUCUCUCUUUCUCUGCUCUCUUUUCCUCCCCUCUUUAUCUCUAUCUUUACUUGUUCUUUCUUUCUGUUUUUUUCUCGCACUCUCUUCUUUCUCCCUCUUUCUCUCGGCUUUUUUUCUCAACCUGAUAAACCUCGUGAGUGA
This is a messenger RNA of Acanthosepion pharaonis, 1398 nucleotides long. The record is from the annotation of a GenBank genome assembly. Lineage: Eukaryota; Metazoa; Mollusca; Cephalopoda; Sepiida; Sepiidae.